Messenger RNA from Passer montanus (Eurasian tree sparrow), 518 nucleotides. Its product is annotated as DNA-(apurinic or apyrimidinic site) endonuclease-like. Gene Ontology annotation, biological process: base-excision repair. Bases 60 to 518 code for a protein of 152 amino acids. The record is from RefSeq and is a predicted model, not a curated record. The transcript is spliced from 3 exons. Gene Ontology annotation, molecular function: DNA-(apurinic or apyrimidinic site) endonuclease activity; double-stranded DNA 3'-5' DNA exonuclease activity; DNA binding. Gene Ontology annotation, cellular component: nucleus. Lineage: Eukaryota; Metazoa; Chordata; Aves; Passeriformes; Passeridae.
GGGCGAGGCUUGAAGGCCGGAGGGGCGUGUCCAGCGGCGGAAGGGGCGGGGCCAGCGCCAUGCCGAAGCGCGGGAAGAAGAAGGAGGAGAACGGGAGCGGGGACGAGGCCGGCCCCGCCCCCGCCAAGGCUCCCAAGGCGUCGCCGGCCCCGCCCUACGAGGACCCGCCCACCCGCGAGGCCACGCCCGAUGGGCGGCGCUGGACGCUCAAGGUGACGUCAUGGAACGUGGACGGGCUGAGGGCGUGGCUGCGCAAGGGCGGGGCCCAGUGGGUGCAGGAGGAGGCCCCGGACGUGCUGUGCCUGCAGGAGACCAAGUGUGCCGUGUCGGCCGUGCCCCCCGAGGUGCGGGCGCUGCCGGGGCUGCCGCACCAGUUCUGGUCCAGCGCCAAGGACCGGCCGGGCUACAGCGGCGUGGGGCUGCUGGCCAAGACCGAGCCUCUGGACGUCACCUACGGCAUCGGUGAGAGCCCCGAACCGCCCAAAAAUCGCCCCAAAAACGGCCACGAAAUUAGCUAA